Molecule: messenger RNA, 993 nt
Organism: Panicum virgatum (switchgrass)
Lineage: Eukaryota; Viridiplantae; Streptophyta; Magnoliopsida; Poales; Poaceae
Exons: 1
Coding region: 9-272 (87 amino acids)
Source: RefSeq, a predicted model, not a curated record
UAGUAGCCAUGGAGGCGCAGGCCAAGGCACCGGCGACCGCGAGCGGCAAGGACCCGCGUCGCCCCGGCGGUGGCUCGCCGCCGGGGGCCGCGGAAGAGGCGAGCAAGCGCGUGGAGGGCGGAGGCGACAGCGCCAGCCGGAGCACGGCGAAGCGGGAGUCCGAGCAGGCGGCGGCGGCGGCGGCGGUGGAGGGCGGCGCCAGCAAGCCGCUGCCGCACGAGCAGGUGCCGCAGCCGCGUGAUGUGUACAACGAGCUGCUGGAGCGGCUCUGAUGAGCGAUGAGCAGGUCCGGUGCCGCCGCAGCCAUGUAUCGAGCUCGCUCGCUCCAUCAGAGAUCCUCCUCUUCCCCAAUCCCCGCGCUGCUCCUUUGAUCUCUCUCCUUAAUUAGUCCCUAAACUAGUGUUGUAAUUUUGUUACUACUUUACUACAUACUAGCAGGGUUUAGUUUCUACUGGGCGUUUGUUUUUGCUGCCAUAAGGAUUUUUGUUUGCUUUUCAAACCAAAAAAAAAAUGAAGUUUGCCUCGUUACUGUAGCAAGGUGUGAUUUCCGUAUUCUCCGACGACGACGGUCUACCAGCAACUGCUGAUGAUGGAUCAGGCGCCGCCGCCGCGUGACACUGACACCGAACGCUAAUCCAUCGGCCUUCACGGACGACGACACACGACGACGGAUCAGGCCUUCCUGCCGAUCGAGGACGAGGCCAGAAUCACCUUGAUUGUUGAUGCUGCAUGGAUGGAUCAGGUGAUCAAGAGCGAGCGGAUUGACAGUUGACACAAUCUGCCUUCGACCCUUCGUUUGUGGACAGAAAGGAGACAUCUUUUUUUUUUGGUGCUAGAAGCAGGUGUGAGCUGUGCAGUCAAAGCAGUCUCCAAACAUCAUUUGUUUUAAUCGAAGACAUGAACGAUUUCUUGAAGCAUAUGUUUAUCGCAGCUUGUCUUUCCCUCCUUUUGUAUCUCUGAACAAACAUGCAUCCAGGGAAUUUUAUCUCUGAA